AUGUCUGGGAAGGACCUUGCAUCUGUGAUUUUGAAAUGUUUAAACGAAGAGUUGAAUUUGAACAUUCAGGACUGUCGUGGGCAGGGGUAUGAUGGCGCAGGUGCUGUUGCUGGAUGCAUUAAUGGUCUUGCUGCAAGGAUUAAGAAUUUGAAUGAGAAAGCCAUUUACACACAUUGUUUCAGUCACAGAUUAAAUCUUAGUAUUUGUGGGACUUGUGCUGUUCAGUAUGUAAGAAAUGUUUUGGAACAUGUGAAGGAAGUGGCUAACUUUUUCAACUCUUCCCAAUGCAGACAACUAAUUUUGGAGAAAUGCAUUGGAGAACGCUGUCCAGAUUCUGCAAAAAAGAGAUUGAAAAGUGCUUGUAAGACAAGAUGGGUCGAGCGUAUUACUAGCUUAGGUACUUUUGAAGAACUGUAUGUUGCUAUUGUUUUUUCCUUGAAAGAAAUGAGUUUUAACGUCGAAGGCAAGUGUAAUCGUGAGACCUCUAGUAAAGCUUCCCCUCUGUUACAUCUUUUGACAUCUUUUGAUUUUAUUGCAGCACUCGUAAUAACUAGAUGUAUUUUUGAUCUUACUCUUCCAGUUACUCAGUUACUUCAGUCUUCUAGUAAUGAUAUUGCUGACGGUUUGAACUUGAUUGAGGCAUUAAAAACAUUGUCGAGAACUGUAAGAAAUGAAGUCGAUGUUUAUCAUGCUAACUGGUACAGUAUUGCAUUGACGAUGGCAGAAAAGGUGGGUGUUGAAGAGAAAAAACCUAGAACUUGUGGUCGUCAGGCAAUUAGAAGUAAUGUUCCGUCUGAAUCUGUAUCUGAUUACUUUAAGAAAACAAUAACCAUUCCUUUAGCUGAUCACUUGUGUUCUGAGUUAGAAAAACGGUUUGAUUCAUCAGCAACUAGCAUAUAUUAUGGCUUGUUUUUAAUUCCAUCCAAGUUACUUUUAUGUCUUUCUUGUGGCGUUUCUUGGAAGGAAAACUUUUAUUCAUUUUCUUCUUUGUUCUUGGAUGAUCUUCCAAAUCCAAAGGCUUUAGAUGGUGAACUUGAUCUCUGGCAGAAAUACUGGGAAUCGUCUUCUACAACUUGUCUUCCUGAAAAUGUCUCUUCUACUUUAAAGUCGGUAAAUUUUCCAGGUUUUGAGAACAUAAAAGUAUUGUUAAAGAUCUUAGGUACUAUUCCAGUCACUUCUUGUGAGUGUGAGAGGUCGUUCUCUGCUUUGCGAAGACUAAAGAACUAUACAAGAAGUACUAUGGCUGCUGACAGGUUAAAUGGUCUUGCUUUAUUGUAUAUUCAUCAGGACAUUAAUCUAGAUAUAGAAAAAUUAUAG
Messenger RNA from Xenia sp. Carnegie-2017, 1317 nucleotides. RefSeq names its product 52 kDa repressor of the inhibitor of the protein kinase-like. NCBI's taxonomy places the organism in Eukaryota, Metazoa, Cnidaria, Anthozoa, Malacalcyonacea, Xeniidae. The coding region runs from base 1 to 1317 and encodes 438 amino acids. The transcript has a single exon. Gene Ontology annotation, molecular function: protein dimerization activity. The record is from RefSeq and is a predicted model, not a curated record.